AUGUCCUCAACACCCCCAAGACGUGUCGAGGUCGAGCCCGUCGAGACUACUGUUAAGUUCUCAAAUGGUCAUACGCGAAGCCAAACAGAGAGCCUUAAGCCUCGACGUCGAUUCCCUCCUGAACUGGUAGAGAUCACCACCAAGUAUAGCCGUCGGCUUGCCCCUGAACCCGUUGGGACUACAGAAAGAUCGAGUCGACGUCUUGCUCCUCAACCCGUGGAAACCACAGUGAAAAGCUGCUGUAACAAAGAUACACAACAGCUCACAGGGAACACUGGGAGGAGGUUCAAACCGGAACCUAUAGAGACAAUAGCCAGUAGCAGCCGCAAGCAGGAAGGAGACAGGCCACGAAUCGUGGAACAAUCUUCAUCCAAGCUAAAGGAGGAGGAGCAAAAGCGAGAACCACGAAGAUUUGCUCCCCAACUGAUUGAAACCGCAAAACGGUCCCGCAAAGCGGGCGACACAAACCCUGCUAUUCUGCCUUCUGAUAAGACGGAGGCUAUACCUGGCGACAGCACCCAGAGUCUAAAGAAGACGCGAAUCCAACCCGCUCCAGCUCCACCUGAGAACACGCCAAUCGCCCCCACCACCCAAAACCCAUUAUUCCUAGAAAUCGAACGUGGUUGUUCCCCGUUGCUAAGACGUCGCCUUAGCUCUCGCUCCAGUACACGGUCGCACCACUCUUUCAGGGUGCCGGAACUCGACCCAAUUGAGUCGUCUGAGUCGGAUGGUUCAAACCCACCAUCCCCAUCAACGUCUCCUUCUGUCACUUCCGAUCACUCGUACAUGUACAAAGAGGCGACGCGGAUGCGGGAGAGUGUUGAUGACAGAGUCUCUGGAUAUCUGCUUGAACUGGCUGCAAGAGCAGCCGAAAAACAACUCCGGGAGCAAGCAAUGGCAGCUUUCCCAAACGACGAGCACCACGAACCGGUAGAUCACUUCAUAGACCGUGACCAGUCUGAGUCAGAGCAGGACAUUAAACGCAGACGGGAAUCGUCUUACACUGAAGUCAAUUGGGAGUUGGUUGCCAUGCAACGGCACCGGGAGAAGCGAGAACAGCAACAGGCAAGUGAGAAAGAAAAGAAGAAAAAGCGAGAGGCUCAAAUAAAUAAACCAUGGGGCAACGCAGCUGCUUUUUUUGACGCUUCCUCGAACAACAACAUUGUUGGGGGAUGGCAGAAGGACGGCGAGCUGGACCAGAUGCGGAAAGGCGCACGGCCUCCCAUGCUAGGUGGUGACAUUAGGUUUCCUCGAUGCCCAUCUCCCGAACCAGCCCGCUUUGACCCGACACAAGGAUCACAUGCUCUGAAAAGUGCGAUGUGCUACCUGACCGAGCAAAGCCAGCAAGCAGAAAAUGGAGAAGGUCUUUGGUGCGGACAGGACAAACCUAGCAAAGGGCCAUCCCUUUGGUCGAACGCAGGUAGCCGACCUCCGAGCCGCAACGGCUUGUGGGGUGGUUGUUGUGUUAAUUCUGGUCUUACUCCUCCAAGAGGACCGACCGGUAUUCUCACCCCUAAGGUCGAGAACGACAACCCUCUAGAUACACCACACUCCACACCAGCUCUCGCCCAACUGCCACCUACCCCACCGGCUUCUAACCCGGACAUUGCGAGUAUAGACGAAAAAUUAGCCACUGAGCUUACAAUUGAGGAAGAAUUUGGUGACGAUUUUGUAACUCAGGUGUACAACUAUCUUUCAUUGGGAUAUCCAUCUAUUGCAUGCACGUUUGAUGAGGAGCUAGCCAGGAUCUCUCGAAUAGAAGUGUCCGAACUUAGGCAGGACGAUCAUCUGGCAACAUCAAGAGGAUAUAUACGGUUAGGGGAAGAUGGAAACCUCAAAGGCGUAGGAAUUACCGAGGAGACAUGUGUGCGAUGGCGAGCGUUGCGAGUGUACAUUCACGAGUGGGCAAGACAGCAACCACGGAUGGUCGCUGGUGGUGAUACUACAGCUCAAGCGAUUGGAACGGCUGCAAGAAGAGGAAGCUGGGCGUUCUAG
Lindgomyces ingoldianus is the source of this 1995-nucleotide messenger RNA. RefSeq lists its product as uncharacterized. The transcript has a single exon. NCBI's taxonomy places the organism in Eukaryota, Fungi, Ascomycota, Dothideomycetes, Pleosporales, Lindgomycetaceae. The record is from RefSeq and is a predicted model, not a curated record. Bases 1 to 1995 code for a protein of 664 amino acids.